Molecule: messenger RNA, 474 nt
Organism: Aspergillus fumigatus Af293
Lineage: Eukaryota; Fungi; Ascomycota; Eurotiomycetes; Eurotiales; Aspergillaceae
Product: putative dUTP diphosphatase Dut
Exons: 2
Coding region: 1-474 (157 amino acids)
Source: RefSeq, a predicted model, not a curated record
AUGAUCAUCCCGGGCCGCGCUCUUCUCACUCGGUCCAUCAUCCGCAAUGUGCAGAAUCCAGCCCUACAAGUCCAGCCCUGCGGCGUGGAUCUCACCCUCAAACGAAUCCUUACCUGGACAUCACCUGGAAUAAUCGAUCUUGACAACCAGCGUCGCCAGACCGCGUCAACCAAUGAAAUCCCCUUCCUUGCACCAAGGAUCCUAUCUCGUCGAAUUCAACGAAACAGUUCCGUCCCUCUGGACAUGAUGGGCCAGAUCUUCGUGCGCAGCUCUUUGUUCCGUUCUGGCGUACUGCUCACCACCGGCGUUAUGGAUAGUGGCUAUGUAGGCGCAGUUGGGGCCUUGAUGCAGGUGCUUAACCCCGCCGGACUGAGGGUGUACCCUUCUGCGAGGCUCGCGCAGUUUGUAUUCCACCAGAUGAGCGAGGAGGUAGAGGGGUAUUCAGGUGUUUACCAAGGGAGGACGGCACUCUAA